UAUAAUUGCUUAAAUGGGGUAAAUAUAAUAGAUAUGUGCAAAUAAUAUACCACAAUCUGAAUCAUCAAUAACAGAUAUAAAACAACUUCAAAUUAAAAGAGACUGUCAUAAGGAUAACAGUUCUAAGGUAAUUUUUGAAUAGAGUACAGUGAUAACGGAAACAUUAGAUGAGCUUCAAUCAAAACUAUCUCAUGAUGAAGAUAAAUAAAAUCAAGAUUUAGAAACAAAUAUUAGUAUUGUUGAGUCAUUUCAGAAGUUGGAAACAAAAAAUUUAUCUCAGAGAGAGUUAGAUUAAAUCACUGACUAGAAUGUUAAUAAUAACUUAGAUGGAACUAAAAAUAGAUCAAAAAGUGUAUUUAUUCGCAAUAUACUUUCUGAAAUACCACCAAAGAGCAUUUUAAAAAAUAGAGAAAUGCUUUAGGAUUAGGAAAAAAAACAUUUUACAUAAUAAAAAAGAGUUAGGUUUUCAAUAAAGGAAUUACACAAGAACAAAUUUCAAUAAAAGUAUAAUGGAUACAAGAAAAUUUCAUAUAUUUGA
Paramecium sonneborni is the source of this 538-nucleotide messenger RNA. The record is from the annotation of a GenBank genome assembly. NCBI's taxonomy places the organism in Eukaryota, Ciliophora, Oligohymenophorea, Peniculida, Parameciidae.